Molecule: messenger RNA, 606 nt
Organism: Oldenlandia corymbosa var. corymbosa
Lineage: Eukaryota; Viridiplantae; Streptophyta; Magnoliopsida; Gentianales; Rubiaceae
Source: the annotation of a GenBank genome assembly
AUGGCGAUCUCUGAUUGGCAGCAAGAGUUUUAUAAAGUUUCAUGCGACCCGAAAUCAACCAUUAUUCGGAAGGGAUGGACACCCAGGUUCGGGUGGAUGUUACGUUGCAGAGGAAUUCGAUUCCCCAGAAAAAUUAGAAGAAUAUCCCAACCUCAGAAGAAGAAGAGACGGGUCCAGAAUAUUACGGCACCGACGGAUUCAGUUUCGGAUACGACAAUUUCUGAUGAUUACAAGGUGGCGAGACUUGGUAAAACCACCAGUUUUGAAGGACACAAAGUAGUCGACCAAGAAAUUCAAGUUUAUAGCUUGAAUUCAAACUCUGUGAAGAGACUUCCUCCGCAUGAAUUCACCCAACAUUUUAUUUGGAUCAACGACCGCCCCCCCGAGGAACUAGUUAACAAUGCUCUACAUUGGGUCAUGCUUGACAAACACCAUGAUGACGAUACUAAUUUAAUCACCGCUUUAGACCUUCACACCUUCACACCGAUAAGUAUCGCCCUGUUCCGUUACCUCGAGACCUUCCAAGAAACCGAGAUGGACAUUGGGUGUUUUGGAUGGGUGUUUGACCUUGUUGAACUGGGAAGAAAGAUCUCGGGAAGGCACUGA